AUGUGGACAUCUGGCUACCUCGAUCCGCGCCUCUCCUCUUUGCUCUCCAAGUAUGGAGAAAAACGGUCUCCCUCUCCUUUUCCUGCUGUUCACGAUGCAGAAUCCACGCGCGCGCCGAGCAGUUCCACAAACUCCGGCGACGCGGGUUCUCCCCUGUCGCCGCGAACGCGCGAAAGUGAACAGGGGAAGAAGCAAACGGCGAGGCCCGAGACGGGACGACACCCACCCGGCCGCGCACCUUUCCGCAUUCUGAUUCUGUUUGGGUCUUCGGGAGGCACAUCUGCCGCCAUCGCUUUCUCGCUUUUCCACUCUUUGCGUCAGCAGCUUUCCAGCGGAGAUGGCGCAUGCACGCCGAGAUCAGGCUCCGUGUCUCGGGGGAACCACGGUCGAGAGGGAAGUUCCCAGGAGAGAGAGAAGAACUCGCAACCCAUCACGAUCUGCCGUACCGGCGACGGCGACUCGCAUCCGGAAAAAGAGGAAAGGGAGAGGUCUGACGCGGAACCCCUUCGCGAUGCUGCCGUUUCUUCUUCGUCGUCAGCGAGUGUCUUUUCGUUAUCGAAAAAAAAGGAAAGGAAGAUCGCGACGUCGGCGUCUGGUGGCUUCAGCGAGGGCAGUCGGGCUGCGGAGACUGCGCUGGAAAAAGCACGGAACUUCAUGAACGAGGCACGGAACGCAUCGCCUUCUUCAUUUGACCCGAGCAGCCGAAAGCUCUGGUUCCUUGACCGCGCAUGUGCAGGCGGCGUUGAGCUUCUCGUUCAGUCGAUGGAAUUCUUUUCUUUCGACGACCUCGUUGCCUUGCUCGAGGAAUCACCCUCCGUUCACGACGCGUCUUCAAACGCGUCUUCGCCGCAAACACGCCCAUCGCCUGGCGCUUCCGCGCCUUGUCCUUGUCCGGCCGUCGCCUCUUCUUCUCGGUCGGACGCGUCCGAAGCUUCUGCCUCUUCGCUUUCUGCUUCCUCGUUGUCUUCCCCGUCUUCGUCGUCGGCGCGUCUUCUGCUUCUCUUUUGUCUCUCGACGGCUUCUCAAGGCACGCCUCCGUCUGCGGCUGCAGCGUUUUGUGCGGACGCAGAAGACGCGCGGAAGGACUUCCGCAUUGGAAAGAACAUUUUGUCUACAUGCCUCGUUGCCGGGAUUGGCUGUGGCAGCACGGAGUAUCCUGCGUCGACGUUCUGUCGUCCCGCCAAACACCUCUUCAAAACCCUCACGGGGCAUCUGGAAGCGCUCCCUCUGCUUCUUCUCCCGUGUUCCUCAGACGUGCCUUCGCCGCUCUCGGCUUCAUCCCUCGCGUCGUCGGCCUCUGCGCCUCCUCGGGUCUCUGCUGCGACCGCGUCUUCCCUUCUUCUGCUCUCUGACACACACACGGACCGAUCGCUCGAAACGAAAGUGAAGAAAUGGGAAACGGAGGCCGUGCGGCGACUCGUCGACUUCCUGCGCGCCUCUCCAAACGAGCGAGAAAUUUGGAUGAGCCUGGCGAAAGACCGGAAAAGCCGGGAGCGGAAGACUCUCUCUGGCGGGUCUCGAGAAGCCGGGACAACGGCGCGCCGCGGGAAGGAGACGUCAACAAAAGUUGAGAUAAAUGGAGAUCCACAAGGCGAACGUGUGACAGCCGACGAGCAGAGCGCUCACGGAGCGACUGGAAGAGACGCAAAAGGUGAAUCUGAGACCGAGGGCGAGGCGUCUUCUGUUGACGCGUUUUCGUCUGCAGUGAGUUCGGGAGAGGAGAGCGAUCUCGAUGAGACUUCGUCGAUCUUCUCGUCAGAGGACGACGAGGCAGAGGGAAGGACGGAGCGGCUCGCGACUUCGGUCUCAGGGACGGACACGGGCGGAGGGCCCUGCGGAAACGCAGAGGGAAACCACGACCUGGAAGACGUCGUCGGAGCCGGCGAAGACAACGCCCGCAGUGGCGACAGGCGCCGCCAGCGAGAACGGGAGACGCAGAGCCUCCGCAGCUGCGUGGGAGGCGACGGCGAAGCUGCCGGUGAGGCGCGACGCCGAAGGAAAACGAUGUUGUCUGAGAAACAGGCGACGCAACUGAAGAAAGAAGGCUACAAGCUGGUGGGGUCUCACUCCGCCGUGAAGCUCUGCCGAUGGACAAAGUCGCAGCUGCGCGGCCGCGGCGGAUGCUACAAGCACACGUUCUACGGCAUCACCUCGUCGCAGUGCAUGGAGCUGACGCCUUCUCUGGCCUGCGCAAACAAGUGCGUCUUUUGCUGGCGACACCACAAAAACCCCGUCGGGACUUCCUGGCGAUGGCAGAUGGACAGCCCAGACUUCGUCGUCGAGCAGGGACUCAAGAACCACUUUGCCGCCGUCAAGGAACUGAAAGGCAUGGCAGAAGUGAACGAGGCGCGUCUCGCGUCGGCCCGCGCCGAAGUCCGUCACUGUGCCUUGUCGCUCGUCGGAGAGCCGAUCAUGUACCCGCGAAUUGACGAGCUCGUGAAGCUUCUCCAUCAGCAACACAUUUCCACAUUUCUUGUGACAAAUGCGCAAUUUCCCGAUGCUCUGCGCAACUUGCCGCCAGUCACGCAGCUGUACGUGUCGGUCGACGCCGCAAACCCCAAAGACCUCAAAGCACUCGACCAACCGCUGUUUGCCGACUACUGGGAGCGUUUCGUCGCUUGCCUCGAGCUGUUGAAAGAGAAGCGCCAGCGAACAGUGUAUCGCCUGACCCUCGUCGCUGGCUACAACAUGGACAAUCCUUCGGGUUCUACACCCGACAAACCCGACACUGGCGAGAAUCCAGAAACCCGCUCGACGCCAGCGUCGCCCCCGGAGAGUCCGCAAAAUGAGGCCAAAGACAGGUGCUGUCGAGCCGUUGCCUCUGGAGACACAGAAACGGGACAUGCCUGUGGCUGCCGCUCGCCGUCGAUGCUCGACGGAGACAGGGCGCGAGAGGAGACACGCACGAGGGGUCUUGGGAGGCGAGGAGAGAAGGCGACGCAAGGAAGGGCAGAAAGCAGGGAAGGACAGUCUCUCACAGAUCGAUCGGCAGCCGCGUAUGCGAAGUUGGUUCUUCGAGGAUCGCCGGAUCUCAUUGAAGUCAAAGCGGUAACCUAUUCGGGGACGUCGAAGCAUUCCAAAUUAACCAUGAAGAAUAUCCCGUGGCAUGACCAGGCUCUCUGCGACGCCCUGCCUGCGGGGCAGUAUGCGAUUGCAUGCGAGCAUCGGCACUCGUGCUGCGUCCUCAUCGCCAAAACCUCCUAUCGACGGGACGGCGUGUGGCACACGUGGAUCGACUACGAUAGAUUUCACCAACUUGCCACCAGCGGCAACACAGCCUUCACCGGAUUUGACUACUGUGCCCCGACGCCGUCGUGGGCUGUGUACGGAAGUGCCGAAGCAGGUUUCAGCCCGUUCGAGAAACGGGUCUUCUCUAAGGGGAAACAGAAGCGUCUGCUCCGCGACAAGGACCGAAGCGGACCGGAUGCAGAUGCACCAAAUGGGGGAAACUGA
Messenger RNA from Neospora caninum, 3453 nucleotides. RefSeq lists its product as hypothetical. The coding region runs from base 1 to 3453 and encodes 1150 amino acids. Gene Ontology annotation, biological process: wybutosine biosynthetic process. The record is from RefSeq and is a predicted model, not a curated record. NCBI's taxonomy places the organism in Eukaryota, Apicomplexa, Conoidasida, Eucoccidiorida, Sarcocystidae. The transcript is spliced from 8 exons. Gene Ontology annotation, molecular function: catalytic activity; FMN binding; 4 iron, 4 sulfur cluster binding.